AAAAUAGAUGUCGCUACCAUUGACCGGCAUAACGGGUGUAGUUUUUCUAGAACGACCGAAAUACAUCUAAAAUCAUCCAAAGAACUAAAAGUUAAAUUCAAAAACGAAUCAUGGCUUCCCUCCCAGGAAGUAUCGCCUUUGAUGAAUACGGUAGACCUUUUAUAAUCAUUAGGGACCAAGACAAGCAAAAACGUUUGACAGGAGCCGAUGCCCUCAAGUCCCAUAUUAUGGCCGCAAAACAAAUCGCAGGCACCAUCAAAACGUCAUUGGGCCCCAAAGGAUUAGACAAAAUGAUGGUGUCACCUGACGGUGAUGUAACUGUAACCAACGACGGUGCCACCAUUUUAAAAAUGAUGGAUGUCGAACACGAAGUUGGUAAAUUACUCGUUCAAUUGUCCCAAUCGCAAGAUGACGAAAUCGGUGAUGGAACAACUGGCGUUGUGGUCUUAGCUGGAGCCCUUUUAGAGCAAGCUGGGGCUUUAUUAGAUCGUGGUAUUCACCCAAUAAGAAUAGCGGAUGGUUUUGAAUUAGCAGCUCAAAAAGCUGUGGAGCACCUAGAUAAAAUUGCUGAACUCUUUCCGGUAGCUGAAGAUAACCUUGAACCUCUCAUAAAAGUAGCUAUGACCACGUUGGGAUCAAAAAUCAUUAACAAAUGUCAUCGCCAAAUGGCUGAAAUUGCUGUUAAAGCCGUACUACAAGUUGCUAAUUUAGAAACAAGGGAUGUUAACUUUGAACUGAUUAAAGUUGAGGGAAAAGUUGGGGGUCGAUUAGAAGACACUGUUUUGGUUAAAGGGGUUGUGAUCGAUAAAACAAUGAGUCACCCCCAAAUGCCUAAAGAAUUAAAAGAUGUUAAAAUCGCAAUUUUAACUUGUCCCUUUGAACCACCAAAACCAAAAACUAAACAUAAGUUAGAUGUAACUAGCACUGAAGAUUAUAAGGAGUUAAGGAAAUAUGAACAAGAGAAAUUUAAUGAAAUGGUUACUCAAGUUAAAAAUGCAGGGACAACUUUGGCUAUUUGCCAAUGGGGUUUCGACGAUGAAGCUAAUCAUUUGUUGUUACAACAAAAGUUACCGGCGGUUCGAUGGGUUGGAGGUCCUGAGAUUGAAUUAAUCGCUAUUGCAACCGGUGGACGAAUCGUACCUCGUUUUGAAGAACUUACACCGGAUAAAUUAGGAAAAGCCGGUCUUGUUCGUGAAUUAUCUUUCGGUACAACCAAAGAUAAAAUGUUGGUUAUCGAAGAAUGUUCGAAUUCGCGUGCCGUUACUAUUUUAGUACGCGGUGGUAACGCAAUGUUAGUCGCUGAAGCUAAAAGAAGCUUACACGAUGCUUUAUGCGUUAUUAGAAGUCUCAUCCAAGAACCUCGUAUUGUCUAUGGAGGAGGAGCCUCUGAAAUUGCUUGUAGUUUAUACGUAGCGGCUCAAGCUGACUUGUUAGCUUCGUUAGAACAAUACGCUUUUCGAGCAUUCGCCGAAGCUUUAGAAAGCAUUCCUUUGGCGUUAGCCGAAAAUAGCGGAUUAAGCGCUAUUCACGCUUUAGCCGAAGUUAAAGCUAAACAAGCGGGAACCGGCGAUUCUGCUUUGGGAAUUGAUUGCAUGCAAACUGGGAAUGUUAAUAUGAGAGAUCAACACGUUAUAGAAUCUCUUAAAUCGAAGAGGCAACAAAUUAAGCUUGCUACUCAAUUGGUUAAAAUGAUUCUUAAGAUUGAUGAUGUUCGUUCUGCACAGGAAUCACAAUGAAUUUAGGAUUCAUACUUAACUUUGCUUUAUAAUUAAAUUAAAAAAAAAAAUAAUCGCUUUUCACACGUAUUGUCAUAUAUGUCAUUAAUUGUAAUAAUCUAUCGUUUUUCCGAUAUUAUUUAAUUUCGAAUAAAAUGAUUUAACAUGA
Messenger RNA from Onthophagus taurus, 1884 nucleotides. RefSeq names its product Chaperonin containing TCP1 subunit 5 (gene CCT5). Gene Ontology annotation, biological process: protein folding. Gene Ontology annotation, molecular function: ATP binding; ATP-dependent protein folding chaperone; ATP hydrolysis activity. The record is from RefSeq and is a predicted model, not a curated record. NCBI's taxonomy places the organism in Eukaryota, Metazoa, Arthropoda, Insecta, Coleoptera, Scarabaeidae.